AUGAGGUGGCGUGACACUUCGGUACCUCGUAGGGCACGCGAGGCAGUUGUGUCAGAAGUUGCCAUGAACGCCUCACAGGAACACCUCGAAAUCCCAAGAGUUGCCUUGGCAUCAUGGAACUUCCAAGAGGUCUCCACAUUCCUCUGUCUGUCUCUCUUUGUGCUGUUAGUCCUUCUAAUAAAAUACGCCUACCACAAGAUGAAAUGGGUCGCCGCGUACAUUCCCGAGUCCUUAAUUCUCAUCGUCAUCGGACUCAUUUUCGGCGCCAUCGUCUGGUACAUUCCAGACUUUGUCCCACACUUCAAGAAUGUGCGUCUGACACCAACUCUCUUCUUCAACAUCCUCCUUCCACCGAUCGUCUUGGAGGCCUCGUACAGUCUGUUCAACAGGACGUUCGCCGACUUCUUCAUUCCCAUCAUGCUGUUCGCGGUGGUUGGGACAGUGCUUAACUUUCUGAUCAUUGGUCUAGGCAUGUGGGGCAUAGACGUGCUCAUCGGGAUUGGUGGACCAACAAUCGACCUCUCCAUCAAAGAAUACCUCCUGUUCGCCUCACUCAUCGUCGCCGUGGACCCGGUCGCGGUGUUGGCCAUCUUCCAGGACAUUGGCGUUGACGCCGGUCUCUACUACAUGGUGUUUGGCGAGUCCUUGCUCAACGACGCAGUCACCGUGGUGCUGUACAACAUAAUGAGUGCCUUCGUUGCAGCCGACAACAUCUACACGGGCGAUAUCCUUAUUGGCGUUGGCUCAUUCUUCACGGUGAGUCUUGGCGGAGCACUGAUUGGUCUCCUUCACGGAAUUUUCUCGUGCCUAAUCACCCGACUAUCGGCAUUAUCCGGCGCCCUGCCACUUGUUUUAAUGAGCUACGUGGCGUACAUGGUGGGCGAUUUGUUUGGAUGGUCGGGCAUCAUCUCCAUGAUAGUCUGUGGUGUCUUCCAGGCCGCGUACGCCUUCCACAAUGUCGCCCCCUUGAAGGUGAUGAUGCUGAGGUCGGCUGUGGCCCAGCUGGCGUCCAUUUGCGAAGCCAUCAUUUUCCUGCUCCUGGGCCUUGAAGUUAUGGCAACGAACCUAACUUGGCAUACAGGAUUCGCCGUCAGUGCUGUCGUGAUGUGUCUGUUCGCGCGCACCAUCGUCACAUUCGUCCUUUCCGCAUGCAUCAAUCAUAACCGGCCAGCUCACUCGAAAAUACACUGGUCAGAGCAGAUUAUCAUUAGUUAUGGUGGUUUGCGGGGGGCUGUGGCCUUUUCCCUAGCUGUCCUCAUCAAGGCCAUGUUCUUGGGCAACCACGGGACUCAAGCGAGGGAUGUUCUACUCACGACAACCCUCGUCGUCAUCCUCUUCACCGUGGCGUUCAUGGGCGUGACCAUGAAGCCUCUGGUUCGUCUCCUGAAUAUCCGCCUGGCUUCGAAGAGUGAGAACAAACUACUGAUAACCCUGAACAAUUCUGUGAUGGAUCAAGCCUUGGUGUACGUCGAGACACUGAUCGGUGAGCAGGGGAGCCAUCGUCUGCGGAAGAUGCUGUACCACGUCGACGACAAGUACAUCAGGCCGUUCUUGCAGAAGGACGCCAUGAUACACAGUCAGAAAAUCGUCAAGGUGUACGAGAAGCUGGCCCUUGAAAUGCACACCGAAGCGAUGGAGUCGCGUGGAAAACUUGAAGCAACUGGAACCAAGGAGGACAGCAUGCAGACAAGCGGCGAUGCUCGAACACGUUCAUCAACUGUGCGUCCGCGUCUUCGACGUUUCCCAACCAGCGCUCUUGAAAUACUCAACGACGUUGAUGACGAAGUCGACGACGAGAUAUUUUUGCCAUCGGUGAGGUCCAAUAUGCCCACGUGUGUUAGAAGACGUGUCAACGUGGCGAGCAUGUAUCAGGGAGACAACUCGGAGGUGUACUCACCGCAUCGCAGCAUCUUCCAUCAGGCCAACGACGCGCAUUUCGCGCAGUACAGUCGAGGGCAGCAUCGUCUGUUGGAGGCGAUGACUGGACACAUUCACGACCAAUCAUCACGCUCCAAGGUGACCCACGCCCUAAGUGUUGACUCAGCCGCUGCGGACAUGAACUCGGAGAAGAGAAAGCACGGCAGGAAGUACAUGCGACAUCACACGGAGGCGCCAGGCUAUCGAGGGGGCUUAUCACCGCAUCACGAAGAAGAAGACUUGCUCGGCUCGGGAAGUGGCGGUCACCAUUUCUCGCGUGGUCAUAAAUCACCCACGUCGCCACAAACCACAGAUGUUUGA
Mesocestoides corti is the source of this 2238-nucleotide messenger RNA. NCBI's taxonomy places the organism in Eukaryota, Metazoa, Platyhelminthes, Cestoda, Cyclophyllidea, Mesocestoididae. The record is from the annotation of a GenBank genome assembly.